AUGACCCGUCGAGAAGCCUUUUGCAGACACUGGAUCGUGGUCUGGGGCCCCGCGCAGGAUGUCGCAUCCGACCGCGUCAUGGCCACCGUGCUCGACGCCGAGAAGCCUGAUUUCGUGGUGUACCUCGGCGACCUCGUGACAGCCAACAACGUGCCGAUCCCCAACGCCACCCUGUACUGGGACAUGGCGAUUUCUCAUUCCCGGCGCAGGGGCAUCCCGUGGUCCACCGUGUUCGGCAACCACGACGACAUGCCCUUCGAGUGGCCGCCUGAGUGGUUCUCCACGGCCGGCAUCCCGCCGGUGCACUGCCCGCCUGCGGCGUCCAUGCCAACCUCAGAGUGCAGCUUCAGAGGGACGCCGCGGAUCGACCUGAUGACGGCUGAAAUGAACCGCGACGGUGCCGACGGGUUAUCGCGCUCGUCGGUCGGCCCCCAGGAGCUCUGGCCCGGCAUCUCCAACUACGUGCUGCGGGUGCUCUCGCAUGAGAAGCAACCAGACCCUGCUCUGCUCAUGUAUUUCCUCGACUCCGGCGGUGGAUCGUACCCGGAAGUCAUAUCCUCUGCACAGGUCCGGUGGUUCUGCUACCAGUCUCAGUCCCUCAAUCCAGAUGGCAGGAUUCCAGAGAUCAUCUUCUGGCACAUACCGAGCACAGCAUACGUCAAGGUGGCUCCAAAGGCCAAGACUGAGAUAACAAAGCCCUGCGUUGGCUCCCUGAAUGAGGAAGAUGUGGCGCCACAGGUAGCCGAAUGGGGCAUGAUGGACGCUCUUGCCAAGAGAUCUUCAGUUAAGGCAUACUACUACUACUUUGUCUGAAACUCUCAUGAACUGCAUGCCGGAUCAUCUCUCGAGUUGUGUAAUGUGGUAACCUUUUGAAGGCGAUCUUCGUGGGGCACAACCACGGGCUGGACUGGUGCUGCCCGUACGAGAAACUGUGGUUGUGUUUCGCGCGGCACACGGGUCACGGCGGAUAUGGUGACUGGCCAAGAGGGGCAAGGAUCGUUGAGAUUGCCGAGAAGCCUUUCUCUGUCCGCUCCUGGAUACGGAUGGAGAACGGGAGCACGCACAGCCAUAUUACAUUGUCUUGAGCUUUUAUUCAGGUAGGAUUCAGACUUGUCUGCACCAUGAUGUGUUGAAUUUGGAAAGUCCAUUGCAAUGCAAACAGUUUGUAACUUUGUAUUUGAGUUAG
Triticum aestivum (bread wheat) is the source of this 1186-nucleotide messenger RNA. Its product is annotated as probable inactive purple acid phosphatase 16. Bases 1 to 813 code for a protein of 270 amino acids. Gene Ontology annotation, cellular component: cytoplasm. Lineage: Eukaryota; Viridiplantae; Streptophyta; Magnoliopsida; Poales; Poaceae. The transcript is spliced from 4 exons. Gene Ontology annotation, molecular function: hydrolase activity, acting on ester bonds. The record is from RefSeq and is a predicted model, not a curated record.